Messenger RNA from Psylliodes chrysocephalus, 1908 nucleotides. The record is from the annotation of a GenBank genome assembly. NCBI's taxonomy places the organism in Eukaryota, Metazoa, Arthropoda, Insecta, Coleoptera, Chrysomelidae.
CUGGCAACACCGCUGAACACUGAAUAGGAGGGGAAAUAGGAAAUAUUUCGUAUUUCUGAUUCGAUUAUUCGAUUCUUGUCAGUUGUGUUUAUGUUUAUUUGAUAUGUUUAUUGUCUUUUAUCUUCUUGUUUAGUGUUUACGUGUUUUCAGGUGGUUUAUUUUACUGUUUAUUGUGUCUCUUCGUUCCUGUUCUGUUUACUUGUUUUGACUGAAAUAAAUUUGAUUAUAAUCGUUUAUUUCAUUUAUCUAAUCAUAUUGUAAUUCUGUAAAAAAAAUGUGAUUAAUUAUAUUUUAAUUCCAAGAUGAGCAGCAGCAAACAGAAUAAACACAGACGAUACCAUGACUAUUAUUUGAUAAAUGACAAUGAAAUGGGAGAAGUCGACUUUGAUUUACCUAUACCACAGGAGAAACGUUCAAGAUGUAUUUGUUAUACAAUAACAAUGUAAUUUGAUCAAAUAUUGUUAAUUUUCUUUCAAAAUUUCAAUGAAAAAUUAUUUAAUUGCUAUAGUAAAUGAAAUUAUUUUUCCUUUGGGUUUUAGAUUGUGCAUAUUGUUCUUUAUCUUCUUCAUCGUAACAUAUGUCGUACUGCCGUUGAUUUUUAUGAAUUCCAAAACGUUACAAUCGGCGUUAAUUUUUACCCGCUUUGGUUUGCAUAAUGAAGAGAAAUACUUCAAAACCCAACGUUUGCCUGCCUACAAAAAUAGAUAUGUAACUUUGGAAAAUACAAGAAAUAACCAAGAAGAGACUCUAGGACUGUGGCACAUUCUCCCAGAUGAUCUAGCAUACAAAACUAUUUAUGAUAAGCCUGUUGAUUUUGAUCAAGCUUUAUUACAUAGUCAAUACAGUGUCUUAAUAUAUUUUCAUGGUACAGGUGAAGACAGAGCAGAUAAUAGAUAUAAAUAUAGAAUAUUCACUCCUUUUUUCCAUGUAAUAGCCUUUGAUUAUAGAGGUUAUGGAGACUCUUCCUCUGGAGAGAUUUCAGAAGAAAAUGUUGUAAAUGAUUGCAUUGAAUUAUACAAGUGGGUCAGAAAUAAAACUACCUCAGACGUUUAUGUUUGGGGUCAUUCUCUUGGAGCAGCAAUAGCGGCUGAUACUGUUGCAAAAUUUGAGAAUGAAUAUAAAAUUAAAACAAAAGGACUUGUUUUGGAAUCUGCUUUUACCAAUCUUCAUGAUGAACUCUAUGUUCAUCCUCUAACAAAGCUGUUAUCUUGGGUACCUUGGUUUACAGCAACAGUAGUAGACCCCUUAACAAAAAACGGCUUCUUAUUUGAAACUGAUAAACACAUUUCGACAAUAACGUGCCCCAUGAUGAUUUUACAUGCCGAAGACGAUGAUGAGAUACCUGUUAAAUUUGGACGAAAGUUGUAUGAAAUAGCUUCUGCAAGAAAUAUAUCAACAACGAUUUAUCACGAAUUUGCGAAGAAAGAGGAACGUGGACACGUCGGCAUUUAUGAUGACACUUACAUGAAUCUCUAUGUUAAAAACUUUCUUGAAGUGGUAAAUACGACAGUUGGAUGACUUUUGUUGACGAGUAGAGAAGAACAAGACGAUUAGCUCCUAUCAAAGAAAAAAAGGCUGUGAUUGUAUAAACACCACACCUACAUUUUAAAAACAAUUUUUGUUUUGGUAUUAUGAGUUAAUAAUAUCAUUUACAUAAUUGAUUAUACAAUCUAUUAUUUUAAGAAAUCUGUAAUUAAACAAUUUAUUAAUUUUAGAAUGCAUAGCAUCAUAUUUUGUUUAUAAAAAUUUGUAACUGUUGAAUAUUUAGUAAAUUUUCUAUUUAAGUUAGAUUAUAUUUGUUUUUUAGAAAUUUACAAAUAUUGUGAUGUAAUAAUAAUCUAUAUAAUUAGGUUUAACAAUCAAAACUUAUUUUAAUACAAAGUAAUAUUUAAAUAGAUGAUGAAUUUU